GUAAAUCAUCUUUGCGAGUUCCCGAGGAACGACUUCACUAGCAACUCUUCUUUGCACCUCUUCUUCCCUUCUUACAAUCUCCUCAACCCCCAAACGAUCAAAAUUUCACCAUGGCCCUGAACCUAGCUCUCCGUAGCUCUCUCGCACGCCAAUCGACGGCAUACGGCUUCUGGCUUACCGUCCCUAGCGCCCCCGUCGCCCGAACCAUCCUCCGCGCUGCAACCGCCUCGCCGGUCGAGGCCUUCAGCUGGGUCCUCGUCGACGCAGAACAUGGAUUAAUCACAGACAGAGACUACUAUGACCUCACAACAGCCAUCGCCGCGGAAGGCGCCAGCCCCAUCAUCCGUGUGCCGUGGCAGGAAGAAUGGAUGAUCAAGCGUGCUCUGGAUGCUGGCGCUCAUGGAAUUCUGACUCCCAUGUGCCACUCAGUGGAGGAUGCCCGGAAUAUUGUGCGAUACUGCAAGUACCCGCCUGUCGGUUGCAGAGGCUAUGGGCCGCUGUAUGCACCCCAUGCUUUCCCCGGUGUCCAGGCCGGAGCUCAGUAUGACGACAACGCCGAUCAGAGUUUGAUGGUCAUGGUCCAGAUUGAGUCCAGGGCUGGUCUUGACAAUGUCGAGGAGAUUGCGAAGGUGGAGGGAUUGGAUGUGCUUCUGAUCGGCCCAUUCGAUCUCGCGAAACAGAUCGGCGUCGUCCGCGGCGGAGACGAGCACACAGCAGCUAUCGAGCGCAUUUUGAAGGCGGCCAAGGCUGCUGGAAAGAAGGCGGCGAUCUUCUGCACGGGUGGCGACCAGGCCCGCGAAUACGCCGAACAAGGCUUCGACAUGGUGUCGGUCAUCACCGACCAGGGUGCCAUGGGAAAUGCUAUGGUGCAGUCACUGUCGGCUGCACAGGGCCGCAACGCGGACAAUAAGCCCAGAGAUGGGUAUUGAGUUGUCAUUGAUCCUGGUAAUGCCUGUUGAACUGCUGGUUGGCUAUAGCGUACUCGGAAGAUAUCCGGAACAUGUUAC
Molecule: messenger RNA, 1007 nt
Organism: Aspergillus pseudotamarii
Lineage: Eukaryota; Fungi; Ascomycota; Eurotiomycetes; Eurotiales; Aspergillaceae
Product: HpcH/HpaI aldolase family protein
Exons: 5
Coding region: 111-929 (272 amino acids)
Cellular component (GO): cytoplasm
Molecular function (GO): aldehyde-lyase activity
Source: RefSeq, a predicted model, not a curated record